This is a messenger RNA of Sclerotinia trifoliorum, 2378 nucleotides long. NCBI's taxonomy places the organism in Eukaryota, Fungi, Ascomycota, Leotiomycetes, Helotiales, Sclerotiniaceae. The record is from the annotation of a GenBank genome assembly.
CUCCCACAAACCAAACGAAACCUUGAGCUCUUCCAACAAAAAUCAACCCAGGAUUUUUUACAAGAUCUACAUUUUCAUAGCUUUUUCUCUACAAUCAAAUCUUCUACUUCAGAUUUCAAAUAAAUACCAUUGACCUACUGGAUUUUUUUCUUAAAAGAUCUGCCAGCCUCCUCUUCAAGGAUCGCGCAUCACUUUUUUUAUCUGACUCUUCACCCCGCCUCGUUCGCCUUAUCGAGUCACUAAAGAAGGGUUUCAUCCAUUCAGAUAAUCAAAUUCCUUUUUGACUGUAUGUAUUAAUUCAUAAAUCAUUGUCGCAAUUACUUAUUCCAUUCCCUUAGCUACAUUCUCAUCGAAAAUUCUAUCAGUCGCACAAUCUUUCGCAAAAUAAUCAUGUCCGAUAUUAAGAUGGAAGGCCAAGAGCCCGUCGCUGCAGCUCCAGCUAUUACCAACGAGCAAGUGAAGGCCGAAUCUGAAACUGCUGCCGCACCACCAAUUGAGUCGGAAACUAUAUCAGCUACCGAGCCAGAAGGGAAGGAAGAGAAGAUGGAAGAUGCUGAGAUUGAAACUGAAGUCAAGGAAGAGAAAACCGAUUCCGAAAUCAAGCCAGAAAUUAAGGAAGAGAAAGUAGAGGUUACCAAUGGUGAUGUCAAGAGGGAUGUGAAGAAGUUCAACUAUGACGAGCCAAGAUUCUACGACAACGGGGUUUUGAAAACAAAUGCCAAUGAAAUUCAUGGACAGAACAACAGCAAAUACGAUGCUUCAGUCCUCCCUCCAUCCUCAGAUGGAGGAAUGAUUCGCCGACAGGUGUGAAGAUUUCUUCAAUGUCCAUAGAACUUUUACUAACUUUUUGUCUGAAGGUCGAAUUCUACUUCGGUGAUUCUAACUUGCCAACCGAUACUUUCUUGAUGAAGGAAACAGGAGGCGCAGAGAACAAGCCUGUCUCAAUCGCAACUAUUCACGCCUUCAAACGUAUGCAGAGAUUCCAGCCAUACUCUUUGGUCGUCAACGCGCUCAAGGAGAGCAAAUUCCUCAUUGUGGAAGGAGACGAGGGAAAAGAGACGGUUCAGCGCAAGAAGGCAUUCGACCCAUCCGCAAAAUCACCAAAACGCGACGCACGAUCAGUCUACAUCAAGGGAUUCGGAGAUGAAGAGCCAAGCUCCCAAUUCGAUAUUGAGGCUUUUGUUGCUCCAUACGGUGAGGUUAACUCCGUUCGUCUUCGCCGUACGGAGGAGAAGCUCUUCAAGGGAUCCGCUUUUAUCGAAUUUGGGGAUGAAGAAACUGCUCAAAAAUUCCUCGCUCUUGAUCCAAAACCACAAUGGAAGGGAAAGCACACAUUGGAAAUCAAAUCCAAGACUCAAUACAUAGAAGAAAAGAACGAAGAGAUUCGAAAUGGUACUCUAAUUCCAGCUCAGCAUCGAGGGCGUAAUGGAUUCCGAGGCCGUGGCCGUGGUGGUCGUGGAGGUAAGGAUUUCGUCAAGAGAGAGCGUGAUGGGGAUCGUGAUGGAGACCGUGAUCCAAAUGACUGGAAGAAGAGACGUGAAAACGACAGAGAGAAUGGUUUCCGAGGUGGCCGUGGUGGUGGUCGUAAUCAGCGUGGCGGAAGAGGAAAUGGCAGACAGAAUGACAAGAAGGGUGGUCGCAAUGAUCGUGGUCCAAGAACCAACGAUCGCAACAAGGAGCGCGAUGAGAAGAACGGGUAAGUUAUUUUUUAUUUUUUUUCACAUUUUCAUCGUAUAUAAUAUACUAACAAAUCAUCAGUGAUGACAAAGGAAAGGAAGUCAAAUUAGACAAAUCUGCAGAAUCUGCCAUUCAGCCAUUCACAAACGAUAAGAAGAGAGCAAGAGAAGAUGACGGAGGAAACGAGGAACACCAAAACAAGAAGGUUAAUACUCAAUCUGAAGUAACAGCUGAAGCCUAAAUAAUACUGGGUCGGAUUAAUCUUUCCCAUCGUUUCGGCAUUGUUAUAACGAGGGGUUCUUUUUCUUAAUGGCGUUUUGAGAAUUUAUUCGAUUUCUUUUCGGUGGGGAAGGGGACAUCUGCAUUGAUAUUAUGGAUUUGACUUGAUUGUGGCCAUCGCAUACAGGAACACGAGUGGUGAUUUUUCUUGAGACCUGUAGAAAAUGGGGGUUUCAAUUUAUUUCAUUUGGAGGGAAAACACAAAAUUGUUCAUGGUUUAAGGGGGUUUAGCGAUCACGGCUCAAGGAUUGAUUGUUGAGGAUUGAAAAAAGGGGAAGCGGAUGAGUGGGUGAUUUGGCUGGUACAAAGAGAUAGGGUUUGUAAAUAGGGAGGAAAAGAGAGGGUCAGAGAAGAAGGGAGACUUUCAGUGAGGGCAAAGACAUUUUGCUAUAGGGAUUGAAAAAUUGAAGGAAAAUGAAUUU